UGCUGGUUGCCCUUGGGGUGGCCAUGCUGCUGGUCCUGGCCAUCGUCGUGCCGCUGCUGGCGCUGCCCCCGCCCGGCGCCGGACACUACGAGAUGCUGGGCACCUGCCGGAUGAUCUGUGACCCGUACACCGGGCACCCACCCAGCUCCCCGGGAGAAGCUCUGCAGGACCUCAGCGGGGCCCCUCCGCCCUUCAUCCAGGGACCAAGAGGGGAUCCUGGCAGGACAGGCAAGCCGGGACCACGGGGACCCCCUGGAGAGCCCGGGCCGCGCGGACCCCCGGGAGAGCGGGGUGAGCCGGGCAGGUUGGGGGGCUCCGGUACCGCCGUGUCCCCCGUUCUCCCUUCACCCCGCAUCGCCUUCUAUGUCGGGCUGAAGAGUCCACACGAGGGAUACGAGCUGCUGAAGUUUGACGAUGUCGUGACUAAUGUCGGGGAGCACUACGACCCGAGCACCGGAAAAUUCACCUGUCAGGUCCCGGGGAUCUACUACUUCACCUACCACAUCCUGAUGCGCGGGGGCGACGGGACCAGCAUGUGGGCAGACCUGUGCAAGAACGGCCAGGUCCGGGCCAGUGCGAUUGCGCAGGACGCGGAUCAGAACUACGACUACGCCAGUAACAGCGUGGUGCUUCACCUGGACUCCGGAGACGAGAUCUACGUGAAGUUGGAUGGCGGGAAAGCUCACGGCGGGAACAACAAUAAAUACAGCACCUUCUCCGGAUUCAUCUUAUACCCGGACUAAAGGGGCGGCCUCCAGCGCUGCGCCGGGACAAACCUGCCGCUGCCAGUGCCGAGCGCUUACACAUGAACACUCACGGGUGUGUACAGAGCUCCAUGCACCGCCAUGAACCCAGGAGAAGAUCACACUCAUCCUCCACCGUACCUGGACUACAAGCACCAAUGGGAAACCACAUCCUGUUCAAAUAUACCUGACCUACAGAGGACAUACGUGACCGCCCUGAC
This is a messenger RNA of Bufo bufo (common toad), 964 nucleotides long. RefSeq names its product complement C1q like 2 (gene C1QL2). The record is from RefSeq and is a predicted model, not a curated record. Lineage: Eukaryota; Metazoa; Chordata; Amphibia; Anura; Bufonidae. Bases 24 to 743 code for a protein of 239 amino acids. The transcript has 2 exons. Gene Ontology annotation, molecular function: protein binding.